This is a messenger RNA of Coccomyxa subellipsoidea C-169, 879 nucleotides long. RefSeq lists its product as hypothetical. The annotation marks the transcript as partial. The record is from RefSeq and is a predicted model, not a curated record. Lineage: Eukaryota; Viridiplantae; Chlorophyta; Trebouxiophyceae; Coccomyxaceae. The transcript has 7 exons.
AUGGCAGGCGGACCAGCCAUGAUGAACUUGUUUGGCAGCAAGAAGGGCAAGUCGGUGAAGGCCAGCAAGAAGUCCUCCAGGAGCUCCUCUUCAGUCAAAGAUGACACCUCCACGCAGCCCAACUGGCCAUCCUUGUCCCCAGCCCCUUCCAUGACCAUCCUGGGAGACUUUGAGAAACAGCGCGAUGGAUCCCCACUGCUUGAGACUAAGAGCUCAGACCUGAUCCCCAGCUUUGCACCCCCGCUCAACUUGCAGGAUCUGCCAUCUCCACAAGAGCCGGGAGCAUCUGUGAUGCAGUCCCUGGACAGUGCGCGCGCCACCAGCUUGGGAGGCCGCCAGCACAGCAUCGACUCCCAAGUGCCCCUCACCAUUGACGCCAUAACCGAGCUCGACGAUGUGACAUCGCUGGCUGCCCCCGUUAACGAAGCUGCGCGCGCUGCAGAGCUCUACCGGCGCACCCUCCAGACUCAGGCUUCCGCGCCAGAGGAAUCAGAGGCGGCGGCUGGACGCCGUUCAUGGAAGGCCAAGGACGGCGCACUGCGUCGACUGGACUUCCAAAACCCGGCGCAGCGCACACACACCACUGCUGCCAUGCACCAGCAGGUGGAGGCGGCGCUCGCAUCAGCGGAGCGGCAGAUAGAGCGGCUGCGCGUGCGUGAGAGGGGCCAGGCACGCGCUCUGAUGGAGGCGCGCCACCAGCUGCAUGAAGCUUCCUCCGCCUCCUCUGCAAUCUCCGAGGACUGCACUCUGUCGCCCGAGGCCGCGUCGGAGAUGGCGGGCCUGCGGCGGUUGCUGGAGGGCAUGCGGCAGGAGAUGCAGGGCCUGGAGGACGAGCUCUUUUCGCUGAGAGAGGAGCGUGCCGUCGUCGAAAUGGAACGC